Messenger RNA from Cladocopium goreaui, 830 nucleotides. The record is from the annotation of a GenBank genome assembly. NCBI's taxonomy places the organism in Eukaryota, Dinophyceae, Suessiales, Symbiodiniaceae.
UCUCAAGCGGGGCGCGACCACGAAGCAUCCGUGUCGCACCCUAGUGCAGAGGCCAUGGCAGCGCCACGACCCUUUGGGGUGGCGCUAGUUCUCCUUGUGCUGGCCCAGGCUUGGUACCAAGUGACGGUCUUCGUGGGCAGCUCACUGGGUUCACCCCAUGCAUCUCUGCUCAGAAGGCCUUCUGCCUCGCCAGUGACACGCUUUGCAGAGGGAGAAGAGGGCGAAGGUGAAGAGGGCGAGGAGGUGGUCGUGAAGAAGGUGGCCUCACCCUUCCGUGGCGUGGAUUUGGACGGUGACAAGUUGGACAAUUUGGACGAAUGGUACGCCGACACGAUUAGUGGAAGUGGCGGCCCGCCAACAGGGUUCAUGAAGGACCUCAUUCUUAGGAGCUUCUUUGGAACGUGGCGUGAGAACGGAUGGUUCAAAAUGUCACGGAAGUACACUGGCCACAAGGGUCAGCCUUGCGAGAAUGACCACAUGACUGCCUAUGAGACCUUCAAGCAGAACCUGAAGGAGAACAAGCGUUGGAUCGGCCAGGAUGAUGGCAAGGGCUGGUUCUGGCUUGUGGCAGGGCAGAAUCCAGGAGGCCUUUAUCUCUACGUCAUGAAAUCACCUCCCUUUGGGGAGCGCCCAUUGGCUCUCAUCAAAGAGAGCAACGUGGACGAGUUCUUCGAGAAGGUCAAUUGGCACAUGCUUUUCGUUCGACUUCACAAGUGGAACCUUUGGGGUGGCAAGAUGGAUUGCUUGCAGGCAACUGAAUUCCCCUACCCGAUGAUGUGGCGGCUGAGAAACUGAGGUACGUCGUUGGAUCUGCGAGAACUCGCAAAAAA